Messenger RNA from Acaromyces ingoldii, 1044 nucleotides. RefSeq names its product Ham1-like protein. Lineage: Eukaryota; Fungi; Basidiomycota; Exobasidiomycetes; Exobasidiales; Cryptobasidiaceae. The record is from RefSeq and is a predicted model, not a curated record. Bases 268 to 930 code for a protein of 220 amino acids. Gene Ontology annotation, cellular component: cytosol; cytoplasm. Gene Ontology annotation, molecular function: nucleoside triphosphate diphosphatase activity; ribonucleoside triphosphate phosphatase activity. Gene Ontology annotation, biological process: nucleoside triphosphate catabolic process. The transcript is spliced from 2 exons.
AUUAUCUUGGCGGAUCCAUAAGGAGCACUGUAUAUGAAGCUCAUAGUCGGCGCCCGCUCUUUGCAGCCGGCCUCAGAGGGCCGAAAACGUCACGGUCAAAAGGGAUGCACUGCUUGUCAAGCGCGUUAGCACGAUUUAAACUAAAUGGUUUUAAUCAUGAUGAAGGGAUGAUUCUUUUCCUUUUCAGUUACGACUGCUCAGUGUAAAUCAGCGCAACAUUUGCUUUGGUCACUCUCUACCCCCCAUCGGAUAGAGGGAACGACGAAGAUGACGGCACUUGUCAGCCCGCCCGGCCCUUUGCUCAUCGCGACCCACAACGCCGGCAAGCUUCGCGAAUUCAGGCAGCUUCUUCAUCCUCUCGGGUUCCAGGUGCUCUCUGCUGGAGAUGCGAACCUCGAGGAGCCCGAAGAGACGGGAACGACUUUCGAAGCCAAUGCCCAGAUUAAAUCGCUUGCAGCAGCUAGGGUUGCCAAGGUCGCGAGCCUCUCGGACGACUCGGGUCUCUGCGUCGAUGGCCUCGAGGGUGCGCCCGGCAUCUACUCGGCACGCUGGGCAGGCCCUUCGAAAGAUUUUGCAAAGGCGAUGGAAGACGUCAAUGAUCAGCUCAACGCCAAGGGCUUGAUAAGGCCUGAGCAGCGCCGAGCAAAAUUCGUCGCCGUCCUCAGCCUCGCUGACCCUGAUGGGUCUACGACAACGGAGUUUCGAGGAGAAGUUCACGGACAUAUUGUCUGGCCGCCGAGGGGAAACAAUGGAUUCGGAUACGAUGCUUGCUUUCAACCGGACGACGAGAUAUGCCAAGGAAAGACAUUUGGAGAGCUGAGCGCUGAAGAAAAACAUGGCUGGGCGCCCGGAGCGCAAAGCGCCCUGAGCCAUCGCGCGAGGGCGUUCAAGUUGUUCGCGAGAGAUGCAUUGGGCCUCAAAGACGCCUAGUGCUCUUCAUUUCGCCUCGGUCCUCUUACCGUUUGCUGAAGCAGUCAGGCAUUGAAGCAGAAUACAUCUCAAGCCCAUGCUAGAAAUCCUCUCGAAGUGACAGUAAUCAACACU